Molecule: messenger RNA, 1873 nt
Organism: Hymenoscyphus albidus
Lineage: Eukaryota; Fungi; Ascomycota; Leotiomycetes; Helotiales; Helotiaceae
Source: the annotation of a GenBank genome assembly
GAUAUCCCAACUCUGGCUCCUGGAGCGGACUAGGAGGCCAGGUAUGAACUCGUACCGACAGCGAUAUGCUGCACUACUGCAUGACACCUGACUCUGGUUCUAUCAAAUCACACACCUAGAAAUCUCACGAUCCCCCUUCUGCCAACCUGGACUUACCUCGGAGUCGUGCGCCUAAAACUGUCUAAACUCCAACCAGUAGUUUGACACACCGCCUUGAUUGCCUCACCUCCAUCAGACGACAAGACAGUUGGAUAAUUUACAAAUCGGUAUUGACCUCGGCCGCUAAAGUAGUCGUCGGACCCUGACUUGCUAGACUGGCAACCAUAACUUUUUGCACACCACCACACCAAGCAGUGCAGCGCAGGUGGGUUUGCAUCUUGAAUUCCAACAUCACAGUCGCAUUCUGGUAUAAAGUACAAAGUACAGUCGGUCUCAUUGAGCAGCUCCAAAGGCACUGGCAAGCCCAAAUAAUCGGUGCGCAGGCAGGUCUAAUAUCCACCUCUCUCUCGCUGCACCGACAUUGAUACCAAACAGACAGUCACCACAUCACAUCACGUCUUGCGUCGGUCGUCUUUGACAACCAGAUUGUUCAAAAUGUUAAUCCACAAGUUAGUAAAAUGAUGCCCUAGUAUACCCAUUCAAACUAAUAUUUUAUCAAGUGUCUACUCAGAGUUCAGCAGACUCAUUGUCUCUUACGUUGACGAACCAACUCUGCUCGCUCUGACGCGCACCUGCUCGUCUUUGAGAGAGCUUGCUCUUGACAGAAUUUGUCGUGAGGAUUCAGCUGCCCGCCUGAAUAUCGCAAACAUUCUGAUUGGUCAAAAUCCAAACUUGUUCGCAACCACGCUCAAUUUUGCGUCUAACGCUGGAAGCGCUCUGUAUGCGAACUCAACAACAAUAGCCACCACAGGUGUCGAAAGCCCUUCUGGCUCCGCUGACCCAAACACGACCUCAACCACAUUCAAUUUCACCUCAAUCGCAUCAAUUGUAGGAACCCCCUUGUAUUCAGCCUUGAGUCUCGAUACAGCAACAAUGGCCACCAAUGGACCAAAUACGACAGGCUUCACAAGCUCUUCUGGCUCCUCAGAUAACGACAACGACACGCUUGCUAGCACUGACACAGAACCUGGUACUCCUGAGGAAGACAGAUACCUUUUCAAGCUCACACCAGAACUCAUCAAGCGACUUGUCUUGAGUUUGGGCAAAGGCCGCAAUGGAGCUACCCUGACCCGGUUGCCCACUGAGCUUCAACUACAAGUCUUCAGCUAUCUUGACCCAAUUGAUUCCACCUGCCUCAGCCUAACAUCUCCUGCUUACUACGCCGUCUAUCGCGCUAUCUAUGGUACCAAGAUGCCCCUCAACACGCGUCGCCCUGGUCCAAAUGCGCUCGAGGCUGCUUGGGAGGUCGUCGGCAAGCAAGAGUGCAACCACUGCGGAAUGUACAGAUGCGAGCUCCAUCAACACAUCAAAUCCUGGAUGCCCAAGGAACUCGAGUACUGCAGCAUGAAGCGUAACUUUGGUCUCCCAGCAGAUGAUAAAGCCAAACCCAACUGCUUCCGUGGAAAGCCCAGCAAGCCAAGACGCUGUGGCAGACAUCCAGUCAGAACGUGAGUAGUACCAGAGUGUUGCAAUUUGGUUCUAUCUCUUGUCAAUUGCGUUCUUGAUUGUUGUUGCGCUUCUACUGUAUCUGUUUUGAUUUGCCAGUUCCGUGAAGGUUACUUUAUGUUUACGAGCCAGUGCCGAAGACACUUUUCCAUCCUCCUCGCAAAGCUUUUACGGCUCGAAUAAUUUCAUCUGAAAAUAUUGACUCUGGUUAUCCGUAGCACCACCAUCCACCAAGACGAUGCGCAAUACAACCUCUGAGUCAUGCUGU